Molecule: messenger RNA, 2151 nt
Organism: Oldenlandia corymbosa var. corymbosa
Lineage: Eukaryota; Viridiplantae; Streptophyta; Magnoliopsida; Gentianales; Rubiaceae
Source: the annotation of a GenBank genome assembly
AUGCCGCUGUGUCCUGAGGUUUUGCAGUAUUAUUUGAAAUCAGAAGUUGCUGAAUACCAGAUGCCAGUUCCAAGGCUGACUGGUCCUGGUAGUAUUGAUUACAUGCGAGCUGAUGAUGGGAAUGAGUCACUUGAUGCACUCCUCCCACAAACUAUCGGAAAGGAGCCCCUCAUUUCUUUUUCAAGGUCAGGAGAUAACCCGGUGCAGUUGAUUCAGUUGCUUCAUGCCUUGGACCAACCAGAGCUCCCUGGUUGGCCCUUGCUUACUCCUCUUAAGACUCAGAUGCAGAAGUGUGAGAAGUGUUCACGGGAAUUUUGUUCAAUUGUUAACUACCGGAGGCACAUCAGAGUGCAUCGUCGAUCACUGAAUGUUGACAAGGAGUCUCAUAAAAUAAGGGACGUGUUGGCAGCUUUCUGGGAUAAGCUUUCGCUGGAGGAUGCUAAGGAAGUUGUAUCGUUGGGCGAUGUCAUGCUGAAGGAAAUCCCUGGAUCUUCAGUUGUCAUGGCAUUGUCAUCAUCUCUACGCAAGCCAGCAAUAUGGACUCUCCCACAGGGUUAUGUGAAGGCUGGAUCUACCUUAUUGGACAUCAUUUACGCUAAACCUUCCAGACUUCCAAUAUCCUCCCAGGAAUUAUUGAGCAUUCUUGACAGUACUAGUGAGAGAACUUUCUUGUGUGCGGGGAUGGCUGAAUCCUUGCAAAAGUACGUUUUUGAUGGAGAGGCUGGAAGGAUUGCACUUGAAUUGAAGAAUAUAAUUGCUAGUGCUGGUUUUCUUUUUGAACAGAAACUGGUAAAAGCUUGGCUUGCUGAGAAAGAUGCUGAGGCUUUAAGAUGCCAGAAGUUGCUUGUGGAGGAAGAGGAAGCUGCUCAGAAAAGGCUAGCUGACAUGUUGGAAAGGAAAAAACAGAAGAAGCUCAGGCAGAAGGAACAGAAAGUGAAGGAGCAAGCAAAUGGGGAGAAAUUGGAUUUGAUCAUCUCAACAAAUUCAUCGGAGGUAUCACUUCUGGUAGAACCAAGCAGCCCUCCACCUGCUUCUGAUUCUAAUUCUGAAACUCCUGAUGUACUAAAUGACCUUCCCUCCAGCCCUGAACAAGUUCAGUUUACAAACCACGAAGAAAAUAACAUUGAGGCACAGCUUGAUUUGAGAAGUGACCAUUUGAUUUCUGACAAUGUUCAGAAUGUUGAAUCUGUGUUGGUGCCUGUAGAUCAUCAUCGCUGGCAAAUGCCUAAGACACAAAAGAUCGGAAGAAAUGGCUUUCAUAAUAAUCAGAACUUUCAAGUCCUGAAAGUUGAACCUGCUCAAAAGUAUGUCCCUGCCAAGGACCGAGGUGGUGUAGUUAGCAGCAAUAAAGUAUGGACCAAGAAAUUAAAAGAUGAAAAUGUCAUAGUGAACUCGAAACCCAAAGUGGAGGAGGUAGUAAAACAAAUAGAUGAAACGAAGUGCGAACUCCUUAUUGGCUCCAUAUCUGUUCCAGUGGAAGCCUGCAUUUCAAGGAAAAGGGAAGUGAUUAGCGAAGCUGACGCUGAUAAUGGCCCAGAGGCAAGCAAACACAGAAGGAGCAAUUUUUCGGAAGUACCUGCGGAUUCUAAUAUCCAUCCGUCUGUUGUGAAUCAAGUUGGCUCUCAACUGUGGAGACCUGUUAGUCAGCAUAGUAGAAAAGGUUCUUCACCAGGGAAAAGGGUCGACCAUGAUCUUGAAGAUGGAAUUCAGCUCGAAAAGCUGAAGGCCCGGACUGCACCUGAUGGAAGUUGUCUGCAGACAUCCACUUCAGAUGAUAACAGCAGCCAGAGCAGGGAGUGCUCUUUGUAUGAAGGAUUGAAACUGCCAAGUGGUUUGCCGUUCUCAACUGCUUCUGCAAAAGCUUUUCUGUCUCAAAGAUGGAAGGAGGCUAUUUCGGCAGAGCAUCUGAAGCUAGAGGUUCCGGCUGAACCUGAAGCCCCAGGACUCAAUCAAAAUCGCGAGGAGAACUCUUUGUCAUCUGAUCAGGCAUCAAAUUCUCGGAAGAAUUCUAUUGAUGGUGCAUCCAAUCACCUGCAGCUUGAUGAAGGUCAAUUUUCGUCGACGAACAAGAAAUCUAAAGCUAGAAUUAGGAAAAAACCUGAAAAGGGAGUUAAAAUUAAGUAUAUCCCCAGGCAGAAAGUUGUUGGCUAA